Vanderwaltozyma polyspora DSM 70294 is the source of this 570-nucleotide messenger RNA. RefSeq names its product Snd3p (gene SND3). The coding region runs from base 1 to 570 and encodes 189 amino acids. The record is from RefSeq and is a predicted model, not a curated record. Gene Ontology annotation, cellular component: mitochondrion; endoplasmic reticulum. The transcript has a single exon. Gene Ontology annotation, biological process: protein targeting to ER. NCBI's taxonomy places the organism in Eukaryota, Fungi, Ascomycota, Saccharomycetes, Saccharomycetales, Saccharomycetaceae.
AUGAAUGCUCAAAUUACCAAUCUUUUGAUCAUGCUUGUCAUGAUGCAAAUUUCAAGACGUUUGGAUAUGGAAAAUGAAACUACCAUCUUCUAUAUCAGAAUACUAUACUGUUCUUCUGUCGCAAUCGCUUGGAUCAUCUACUAUGUAACAAGAGUUAAAAUUGUACAAAAAAACGAUUUGACUACUUUGAAAUAUGUCGUACCAGCAAACCCAAUGUCAAAUGAAGGUGAAAAAUUAGAAACUACCACCGUUAAGGAUUACGAUUUAAAACAAAUCGAUUCUUCCAUUAAAUCUAUCUAUUCAGGUAUCGCAAUGAUGGGUUUCAUGCAUUUCUAUAUGAAAUAUACAAACCCAUUAUUCAUGCAAUCGAUCUCCCCUGUUAAAUCAGCUUUAGAAAGCAAUUUAGUUAAAAUUCACAUCUUCAACAAACCUGCUGUUGGCGAUUUGAAGAGACCAUUCAAAGCACCAUCCAUGUUUGGUGGGUUUGGUGGUUCAAAUGAUAACAAAACUGAUAAAAAAACUAUCGAAGAAGCUGAAAAAGCUGGCUUAGGUGGUGUCAAAGCUGAAUGA